Molecule: messenger RNA, 3451 nt
Organism: Eleginops maclovinus (Patagonian blennie)
Lineage: Eukaryota; Metazoa; Chordata; Actinopteri; Perciformes; Eleginopidae
Gene: elmo3
Product: engulfment and cell motility 3
Exons: 21
Coding region: 277-2424 (715 amino acids)
Biological process (GO): cell motility; actin filament organization
Source: RefSeq, a predicted model, not a curated record
UCACACCAUCGACUGAACGACUCCAACCAACCCGGAACUUUUUAAGUCAACUAAUCAUUCCUGAAAACGUAUUGCACGGAGUUUCCUCCUUUUUUCCGAGCAGUUCACAAGUUACUGUAAGAAAAGUCACUUCCACGGACUGGGUGUUCCUCUCAGUGGAAGAAAAGGACAGUUGCAAAUGUUUCUCACUCCGACUGCGGCGGCUCCUGUGGGACAGUAGCCUCGACUUGUCUUUUUCAAACCAGCCUUUGAGUGGUGGGUUAAAGAGCUGCCAACAUGCCUCAACAGAAGGACAUAGUGAAGAUUGCCAUCCAGAUGCCUGGGGCCUAUCCCCAGCUCAUACAACUGGACCAGAAAAAACCUUUGUCUGCUGUGAUAAAGGAAGUGUGUGAUGGCUGGAAUCUCCCAGGUCCAGACAACUAUGCUCUGCAGUAUGCUGAUGGAGUGCAGACGUACAUCACUGAAUCGAAUCGUCUGGACAUAAAGAAUGGCUGCAUUCUGCGUCUGACCAAGGCACCGGGCCGAUGCGCAGAGGACUUGUACAAAGGCAUCCAGAGCACGGACUCAGGCGUGCGCUGCGAUUCGCUGAAGGAACUGGCGAGCGUUUCCACGGACGUGACCUUUGCUCAGGAGUUCAUCAGCCGAGACGGACACCUCUUAUUGGUCAAGAUAGUAGAGGACUCUAAUGAGAGCAAUGCGAUUAUGACCCACACACUGACAGGCUUCAUGGAACUGAUGGACCAUGGGAUCGUUUCAUGGGAGAACCUCUCCUGUGUCUUCAUCAAGAAGAUUGCCAGCUUUGUCAAUGCCAAGUCGACCGACGUAUCAAUACAACAGGUGUCCCUGGACAUCCUGGAGAGCAUGGUGCUGAGUAGCCACAGCCUCUUCCUGCAGGUCAAACAGGAAGUCACCAUGGAGAGGCUCAUCGCUCACCUCCAGGUGACCAAUCCGCAGAUACAGACCAAAGCCAUGGCUCUACUCAUGGCACUACUACAAACUGCAGGGGACUCGGACAGACAGGAUAUGUUUGCCUUCCUGAAUAAGAAGAAUCUCCGACAGUACAUUUAUAAAAACAUCAUCCAUAGUUCUGGUUCGGUCCAGGACGAAAUGGCCCACUACCUCUAUGUCCUGCAGUCCGUUACCUUGAAUCACCUAGAGCCUCGCAUGAGGACACCGCUGGACUCCUACAACCAGGAGCAGAGAGAAAUCCUUCAUAGUUUGCGGCAGACGGCGUUUGAGACGGAGAGCGAGAACAGUCUGAGCCACGAGAGACGGCGCUCACUCUGCGCCAAAGAGUUCAAGAAGUUAGGCUUCUCUAACAAUAGUAACCCAGGGCAGGACUUGGUGAGGACGCCUCCAGGUCUUCUAGCGUUGGACACCAUGUAUUACUUUGCAGCGCGCUAUCCUGAUGCCUACAGCAGGUUUGUCCUGGAGAACAGCAGCCGGGAAGACAAACACGAGUGUCCGUUCGCCAAGAGCAGCAUCCAGCUCACACUCAUCCUGUGUGAAAUCCUUCGCAUCGGAGAACCCCCCUCAGAGACGAGAUCUGACUACCACCCUAUCUUCUUCAGUCAGGAUCGGCUGAUGGAGGAGCUUUUCUGUGUCUGCAUUCAGCUGCUCAACAAGACCUGGAAGGAGAUGAGAGCCACACAGGAGGACUUCGAUAAGGUGAUGCAGGUGGUGAGGGAGCAGAUCACCAGGACGUUGUCCACCAAGCCCACCUCCCUGGAGCUCUUCAAGAACAAAGUCAAUGCCCUGAACUACAGCGAGAUCCUCAAACUGCGCCAGACAGAGCGGCUGCACCAAGAAGAGACUCUCGCUCUGCCUGUACUGGAGCUCAAAGAGCGCCUGAAGCCAGAGCUGCUGGAGCUGAUCCGCCAGCAGAGACUCAACAGGCUGUGUCAGGGAACCAUGUUCAAAAAGAUCAGCAGCCGACGCAGACAGGAUAAACUGUGGUACUGCCGCCUGUCGCCCAAUCACAAAAUGCUUCACUACGGGGAUGCGGAGGAGGAGACGGACAAUCCACCAAUAGAAACACUGCAAGACAAGAUUCCAGUGGCAGAUAUCAAAGGCUUACUGACGGGAAAGGACUGUCCUCACAUGAAGGAGAACAAAGGCAAACAGAAUAAGGAGGUGCUGGACCUAGCAUUUAGCAUCACAUAUGACGUAGAAGAGGACAGCCUUAACUUCAUCGCCCCCUCCAGAACUGAUUUCUGCCUGUGGACAGAUGGACUGAGCGUCCUCCUGGGCCGGGAGAUGAGCAGCGAGUCCAUGCGCAGCGAGCUGGAGAUCCUGCUCUCCAUGGAGAUCAAGCUCCGCCUUCUGGACCUCGAGAACGUUCCCAUCCCCGAAUGUGCGCCCGUCAUCCCCAAACCACCGAGCAACUACAACUUCUGCUACGACUUCAGCCAGACGGAGCAGUAGAGUAGACGUGUGAAUGUGUAAAUAUAUAUAUACUGUGUGUAUGUGUGUGUGUGUGUGUGUGUGUGUGUCUGAAAUAAGAAGCAUGUGUUUGGUGAGAACUGACUUGUGCAUCCAUGCACUUAUUUCUAUUACACAGAUUUAUAACAUUAGGUUUUUCAUAUGUGGUCUUCUGCUCCAAGUGAAGAGAACCUGUGGAAACUACAACAUCAGUCGUGGCUUGAACUGCUACCAUAUGCCUAUUGACUGUAUUUGAAUCAAUUCAACACAUUUCCUUAGAAAAUUUAACUUCUUUUUCUUCAGCCACUCAAUUAAUAGUUCUAUGAUUUUGUUUUGUUCUCUUUUUAUAUCUCGAAAUAUAUCAAAAACUAAGGUACAUGGAACACUCCUGUGUGCGAAGGUGGGUUUUACCGGUCGAGACAAUAGACCGGCUGGCUCAUGUUUUCAAUGUUUUUGAAUGGGCAUUAACUCGGACAGUGCUUUUUCAACAUGAGAAAGACAGUAUGUGUAGGCGUGGGACAAUAUUUUUGCUUAAAUAGGUACUGGCCUUGGUACGGAUCCAAGCAGCUGUGGAGCAGAGAUGCUCUGUACGACUUUUAUUAGAUUUUUUUUAUAGUAAUGCAGAUCUGCAUUAGGCACCAUGCUGACUUAAAAUAUCAACAGUUUUACAAAGAGAGAAAAAAGGCUUAUCAAACUACACCUGUGUCUGUAUGAUACAGAAGGCAAUACGUGUUCCUUUUUUCUCAAAUGUGUCGGAUCAGAUCCUGAAAUAGUUUUGAAGUAUAAUGAUUUUAUAAAAGGUACUGAUAAUAAUAUGAUGCUUAGUCACAAUGUGCUGCACUUUCACUCACCAAACACUCAGUGGCUUCUCUUUACUGACAGUGUUUUCUGCCUUUUUUUCGGCACCGUCACAACUUUCCUCUGCAGUGCAUUACUGACCCUCUGCAAUAAUAUCCACUUUGAAUCACACACUUUGGAAUAAACUGUUUGAUUUAUACUGAAAAUAAAACAAGCAUGUGUUUGUGUUUUA